UUCAGUUGGAACAGCGCGCUCAGUUGGUUUGGACGUGUUCGCGGAGAGUACAAGGCCCGAAGAGCACGAAAAGUAUAAUCAAACAAAAGCAGUUCUCUCAGUGGCGGGUAUGAAAAUGAUCGGCAGCGACUACGUACUAGAAGCACAUAACAUUUUCCACACCACCGAGGUGGAUGGUGGUGGCUGCUUCAAUGGAGCCGGCAACUCGGCCCUGGUGCUCAAAGGCGUCAAUCUCACCGUGCACAGUGGCGAGGUGAUGGCCAUUCUGGGUUCGAAGGGGAGUGGCAAACGGGCACUCCUGGACGUUAUCUCAAGACGCGCCGAUGGAGCCACUCGUGGUCAAGUGUUGCUCAAUGGGUCACCACUCUCCAAGGCAUUGUUUCAACAGAGAUGCGGAUAUGUCACCCAGUCCUGCACCUUUGUUCCUGGUCUCACGGUGGCCCAGACUCUCCACUACACGCCAACCAUUUUAAGUGGUUAUUUGAAGAGUUCCAAGGUGAGACAAGUGCUGGCCGAUUUGGCCCUUUCCCAAGUGGCCCACAAGCGAGUGGAGUACCUAAACAUCAGCGAGGCGAGACGUCUGGCCAUCGGAAUCCAAUUGGUCAGAGAUCCUGUCAUGUUGCUGCUGGAUGAGCCCACUCAUGGUCUGGAUCCCUUAAGCGCCUAUCUGCUGAUAUCCAUUCUGUCCAACACGGCCAAGAAGACGGGAUGUGGAAUCCUGCUUUCUCUGGAGAAGCCGCGCUCCGAUGUGUUCCCCUUCCUGGAUCGUGCCCUGUUCCUCUGCCUGGGUGGAGUAGUUUACUCCGGCGGCACUCGAGCCAUGCUGGAGUACUUCCAUGGCAUUGGGUUUCCCUGUCCCCAGCUGGAGAAUCCCCUGAUGUACUAUCUCUGCCUGUCCACCGUGGAUCGUCGUAGUCGCGAUCGGUUCUUGGAGUCGAGCCAGCAGAUCGAGGCGUUGGUGGAGCGAUUCUCCCGGGAAACUCCCAUCUCGGAUGCCCCACUGAAUAACAUGGGAUCUGGCAAGGUGCCACUGGCUUAUGGAAAGCCCGGAGAGCUCAAAGUCUGGGUUAUGUUGUAUUUAAAACUACUGGCAUCAACCUUCUCUUGCGGCCUCGUGGGAAUGAAGACACUAUUCCUUCGUAUGCUACUUCUUCCUUUAGCGCUGAGUAUCCUUUGGGCAUUCUACACAGAUGUCGGGGAUGAUGCCCAUGGCUUCUUUACCAAGAACGGCAUGAUCCUUAAUAUAUUGGGGUUAUCUUACGCCUGCGGAAUCCUGACCACAAUAUCCCUAUUUCCCAUUUGGCGCAAGAAAUUUUCACAGGACACACCAGAGGGGCUUUACUCGGGAACUACUUUACUGAUUGCCUACAACUCCGUUUCCAUACCCUUCUCCGCGGUAUCCGCCGUAAUAGCCAGCUGUGUUGUUUAUCCCCUUCUGCUGGACGUGAAGUACAACAAUGGCAUCGUCUUUGCUUAUUUGUUUGUGGCUUUGUGGUCCAGUUUUGUGCUCGCCGAACAACUCACGAUUGCCUUCCUUUUGGUGGUCAAGGUUCCUUUCAAUGCUGCCAUUGCAGUGACCUAUGUGCUGGUGAUCAGUAUUGCCUUGGCCAGUGGAACUGUGCGAUCCUUCAAGGGACUCCAACCCUGGCUGCAGGACAAUACCAAGGGCACCCAUACCCGAUACGCAUCCUCAUUGCUGCACAGCAUCGCUUUUCAAUCGCGGAAACUCAACUGCACGCCCACUGCCUCUGUGAUCUGUCCCAAGCCAGCUGACUUUAUGCACGAGCGACUAGGAUUGCCGGAUCCUGAUGAAACCAUCGAUGUGGCCGCCUCUUGCGCAUUUGCUGUUGGCUUAGCCGCCUUUAACAUGCUGGUCUACUUAUUUCCCAUGCCACGAUGUGUGCGCCAGAAGUUCAAGGACUAAAGAUCUUCAAAUUUGCAGUGCAAAACUUUCCCUACGUUUUAUUU
Drosophila rhopaloa is the source of this 1968-nucleotide messenger RNA. Its product is annotated as ATP-binding cassette sub-family G member 5. The transcript has 12 exons. Gene Ontology annotation, molecular function: ATP binding; ATP hydrolysis activity. The coding region runs from base 110 to 1924 and encodes 604 amino acids. Gene Ontology annotation, cellular component: plasma membrane. The record is from RefSeq and is a predicted model, not a curated record. NCBI's taxonomy places the organism in Eukaryota, Metazoa, Arthropoda, Insecta, Diptera, Drosophilidae.